Molecule: messenger RNA, 6691 nt
Organism: Oryctolagus cuniculus (rabbit)
Lineage: Eukaryota; Metazoa; Chordata; Mammalia; Lagomorpha; Leporidae
Source: RefSeq, a predicted model, not a curated record
GGCACCGACGGGCGCAUGGACAGGCGGCCAGCGCGACCGGCCGGGUGCUGGCCAUUCAGGCCCGAAAGCGGAGGCCGAAAAGAGAGAAACAUCCGAAAAAAUCUAUUUAUUAAUUUGAAAGACAGAGACAGAGAAAUCUUCCAUCUGCUGGUUCACUCCCCAGAUGGCUGCAAUGUCUCGAGCUGGGCUGAUCUGAAGACAGGAGCCAGGAGCUGCUUGUGGGUCUCCUGCAUGGGUGCAGAGGCCCAAGCACUUGGGCUGCCUUCCACUGUUUUCCCAGAAAUCAAGCAGAAGAUUGAGCUGCUGAUGUCAGUUAACUCUGAGAAGUCGUCCUCUUCAGAAAGUUCCUUGAUGAAAGUCUUGAAGCUGUUCAUCUCACUUGCUUGGGUGUGGUAUUUCCCGCCUGGUGCCUGUGGCAUUUCUCUUGGCUCCUGUUGGCCGGAGCCUCAGCAGAAAGCUCCUUUAGUUCCUCCGCCGCCGCCACCACCACCACCUCCGCCACCUCUGCCAGACCCCACCCCCCCAGAGCCAGAGGAAGAGAUCCUGGGAUCAGACGAUGAGGAGCAAGAGGACCCCGCAGACUACUGCAAAGGUGGCUACCAUCCAGUGAAAAUUGGAGACCUCUUCAAUGGCCGUUAUCAUGUCAUUAGGAAGCUAGGAUGGGGGCACUUCUCUACUGUCUGGCUGUGUUGGGAUAUGCAGGGGAAAAGAUUUGUUGCUAUGAAAGUUGUAAAAAGUGCCCAGCAUUAUACAGAAACAGCCUUGGAUGAAAUAAAAUUGCUCAAAUGUGUUCGAGAAAGUGAUCCCAGUGACCCAAACAAAGACAUGGUGGUCCAGCUCAUCGAUGACUUCAAGAUUUCAGGCAUGAAUGGAAUACAUGUCUGCAUGGUGUUCGAAGUGCUUGGCCACCAUCUCCUCAAGUGGAUCAUCAAGUCCAACUAUCAAGGCCUCCCGGUACGCUGUGUGAAGAGUAUCAUUCGGCAGGUCCUUCAAGGGUUAGAUUAUCUGCACAGUAAAUGCAAGAUCAUUCACACUGACAUAAAGCCGGAAAACAUCCUGAUGUGUGUGGAUGACGCCUAUGUGAGAAGAAUGGCCGCCGAGGCCACUGAAUGGCAGAAAGCAGGUGCUCCCCCUCCUUCAGGGUCUGCAGUGAGUACGGCUCCACAGCAAAAACCUAUAGGAAAAAUAUCUAAAAACAAAAAGAAAAAGCUGAAAAAGAAGCAGAAGAGGCAGGCAGAAUUAUUGGAAAAACGCCUGCAGGAGAUAGAAGAACUGGAGCGUGAAGCUGAAAGGAAAAUAAUAGAAGAAAACAUCACCUCAGCUGUACCGUCCAACGAGCAAGAUGGUGAAUACCGCCCAGAAGGGAAACUAAAAGCGGCAGGGCUGGAGGAGACCGCCGAGGAGGAGACCGCAAAGGACAGCGGUGACGCCGAGGACCAAGAUGAGAAAGAAGAUGCCGAGAAAGAAAACAUUGAGAAAGAUGAAGAUGAUGUUGAACAGGAACUUGCGAACCUAGAUCCCACCUGGAUAGAAUCCCCAAAAACCAAUGGCCAUAUAGAGAAUGGCCCCUUCUCACUGGAACAGCAGCUGGAGGAAGAAGAGGAUGAUGAAGAUGACUGCCCAAAUCCUGAGGAGUAUAACCCUGAUGAGCCAAAUGCAGAAAGUGAUUACACGUAUAGCAGCUCCUACGAACAGUUCAAUGGUGAAUUGCCAAAUGGACGACAUAAAAUUCCCGAGUCACAGUUUCCCGAGUUUUCUACUUCUCUCUUCUCGGGGUCCUUAGAACCUGUGGCCUGCGGCUCUGUGCUGUCCGAGGGAUCACCACUGACCGAGCAAGAGGAAAGCAGUCCAUCCCAUGACAGAAGCAGGACCGUUUCAGCCUCUAGUACUGGGGAUUUGCCAAAAACAAAAACCCGAGCAGCUGACUUGUUGGUGAACCCCCUGGAUCCUCGGAAUGCAGAUAAAAUUAGAGUAAAAAUUGCUGACCUGGGAAAUGCUUGUUGGGUGCAUAAACACUUCACAGAAGACAUCCAGACGCGGCAGUAUAGGUCCAUAGAGGUUUUGAUAGGCGCAGGUUACAGUACACCUGCUGACAUUUGGAGUACGGCGUGCAUGGCAUUUGAGCUGGCAACAGGAGAUUAUUUGUUCGAACCACAUUCUGGGGAGGACUAUUCCAGAGAUGAAGACCACAUAGCCCACAUCAUAGAGCUGCUAGGCAGUAUCCCAAGGCACUUUGCUCUAUCUGGAAAGUAUUCUCGGGAAUUCUUCAAUCGCAGAGAUCACAUAGCAUUGAUCAUUGAACUGCUGGGGAAAGUCCCUCGAAAAUACGCUAUGUUGGGGAAAUAUUCCAAGGAGUUUUUCACCAGAAAAGGAGAGCUGCGGCACAUCACCAAGCUGAAGCCCUGGAGCCUGUUUGAUGUCCUUGUGGAAAAGUAUGGCUGGCCCCACGAAGACGCUGCGCAGUUCACAGAUUUCCUCAUCCCCAUGCUAGAAAUGGUUCCAGAGAAGCGAGCCUCUGCUGGCGAAUGCCUUCGGCAUCCGUGGUUGAAUUCUUAGCAGAUUCUACAAAUCCAGCAUUCUGUGCUAGCACAUGUUUUCCAGUGCAUUGGACCUAAACGGGGACUCUCAUUCUUUAACAGGAUUGCAAGUGAGCUGGCUUCAUCCUCAGACCUUUAUUUUGCUUUGAGGUACUGUUGUUUGACAUUUUGCUUUCUGUGCACUGUGGUCCUGGGGAAGGGUAGUCUUUUGUCUUCAGCUAAGUAGUUCACUGACCACUCUCUUCUGGAAACAAUAACAUGUCUCUAAGCAUUGUUUCUUGUGUUGUGUGACAUUCAAAUGUCAUUUUUUUGAACGAAAAAUACUUUCUCCUUUGUGUUUUGGCAGGUUUUGUAACUAUUUAUGAAGAAAUAUUUUAGCUGAGUACUAUAUAAUUUACAAUCUUAAGACAUUAUCAAGUUGGAACCAAGAAAUAGCAAGGAAAUGUACCAUUUUACCUAAUUCUGGCAGAGGGACGUCAUUCCUGUAUGAUAGUGCAUGUGAAUGCGCUCUGUGAAUGUGAACUCCCACCAGGUGUGGGACGAGGACUCAAGUGCAGAACAGCUCCAAGUCUCGAGUGCUUUACAGCCUGAGCCGCAUGCGGCAGAUUUUACUGCUCCGAGGAGCUGUGCAGACUUUUCAUUCCCUAACAGUCCGUUCAUGUUGGACUCGAAACGAAGUGGCUCUGGUUUACAAGGUGUCACUCCCCAUAUGGCACCUUAAGGAAGGAAAAGACAUGCUUCUCGUUCUAAAAUAUGCAUUAUGAUUUAGCAGUCCCAUUUGUAUUUUUUGCAUAUUUCUAAAAGUACCUUUAAAGGAAAAGGGUGAUUUCCCUUUAAAAAUGUGAUGACUGGGUACUAUGUGGUAUUGCCUCCUCCAAACACUGUUAAGUUAAAUACAUAGAUUAAAUUGGACAAGAGAAACAUGUUUGGUGUGUGGAAUGGAAAAAAAAAAAAAGAAGCCUCUGUUUUUUCGAAAAGCUUGGUCGUGUUUGUCUAGCACACGAGGUAUGGGGUUUAGAGUUUGCAGUGCAGUGGGCAGAACGCUCCUCACAGCUCGGAGGUGACAGUGGUCACGCGCAUUCUGUGGCUAGAACAAACUGUACGCGGUUGCUCAUUGCCUUUCCAUGAACGGAGUGGAGAACAUGAUUUUCCCUUUGCAGGUUGCACACAGUAGUGUCUAUGCAUUUCCUCAAGAUCAGUUGUAGAAUCCAGGACACAAACCAUAGUAGGCAAUACGAUUUUAGAAUGUAACAUAUGAGGUAUGUUUAGCCUCUUUUAGAAGUCAGUGGAGUGAAUGUCUCUUUAUUUUAAAUUUUACAUUCUUAAGGUGCCUCGUUUUUCUUGACUUUGUCCAUUAACUUUUACCCAUAUGCCUUUGCAAUAACUAGAUUGUGAAAAGCUAACAAGUGUUGUAACAAUAACCCAUUGUUUGAGGUGCUUGCAGUUGUCUUAAAAAUUAAAGUGUUUUGGUUUUUUUUCCAGCCAUUGCCUUGAUCAUUGCCCUAUAUUUGAAGUGAUAAAAUCAUCAUGACUUUCUACCAGGGUAGUGGCAUCAAAACUAAAGGAAGUAGCAACAUUGCUGUCACAGCAAAUACAGUGCAGAACAUGCAUUAAGGCUUAUCAUUAGGGAAUAAAACCGAAGUUUUGUUAUGGGCAGAAGUGUUCUGGGGAAGAUGGCUACAGUAUAGGUUCAUUACCUAGAAUUUCAAGUGAUCCUUUCUCAUCUUUCAUCAAAAACAUAGUAACUGCAUUCUAUUUGAACAUCUCAGACUUUCGUUUUUGAAGAACAGCAUUCACCAUGAGAGAACAAGACACAUAAUCCUCUAAGGAAUUAGCUCUAGCACAUGCCACCAUGAGGUAGAGUGUAUCACCCAUCCGUGUAAUGUGCAUGGACAGUUUGUCUAAUAAGGCUUUAGGUUACCUUUUAGAUUGUGUGACACAUGGUAGCUGUGGACCAGUGAGGCUAUCCACGAUUUCCAUAGGAAACAUUUUUACAAGAACCACAGACUAUGUAUGUCUUCCCUAUGUCUGCAAGAAUUUUUACCAGGAUAGUAGUGCACUUGAAUGAAAUUUUUUCUAAUACAGGUUUUAGCGUACAUUGGAAAAUAAACUAGCUUAAUUAUGAAUUUUGAGGGGGCAUCCUUUCAGGUGAAAACAGCCUCAUCAACAGUGUAAGAACAAUUGUUCUAGAAGGACUACACAUUUGUGUUAGGUCUGGUCUGGUGGUUGGUUGAUGAGGAAUGCAUAUGAGCUAAUUGAGAACUGAUGGCUCUGCAGCUCAGAGCAGUUUCAUUUGAAUCUUGUGUUGUGUCUUUUGAGUCCAUGUGAAGUCUUCAUAGAAAAUGACAAGCUGUAGAUGAUGUAUGUGAUUAUAGUGGAUUCGGAGGCUGGCUGGCUGGAAGUUGGCAGAGCAGCCACCCAAAGGCAGAGUAAAAGUAUACGAUCUUCAGGAAGACAGAGAUGCUUUUCAGGUGAAAACUGAUUUGUUUCUUCCUGUACCUGGACCAUACAGGAUAAAGAAAGGAAACUUUUUUACAGGAGUACAGACCUUCAGCUUGUAUUGAUAAUUAUUUCUUAAAUUCCACUUUUCCCUCCCAUUUAAAAAUAAUUCUAAAGAAAAUUUGGUAGGUGACAGCAUUUGAGAGUAAAAAAUAAGAUUUUGCAGUUUACACAAAAGCUUUUGAAUACAUUAAUGUACGUAGUAGCAGAAUUAAAAACUGAGCAAUUAAAAAUUGUUAGAAAGUUGGUCUUCUCAAAGAGGUGAAUUUUGAAAAAGCUACCAGAUGUGUGAUGUGAAGGCAUUUCUUUUCAGACAAACAUGUCAGAGCAUCCCGUAGUGAUUGCUGAGUGGAAUUGUGUGUGACAUGGCAAGGACGGCACACUUAACCAGUGUUCUUCUAAGAUGUGAAGCUCAUUUGGGCCCUACUGUGCCGUGUGCGUGCACCGUCGUUAGCUAAUUCUCAAAAGGAAAUGGAAAUUAAGUGAAAGUAUAAAACACAACUUAAAAUACUACCAGAUCUCAUUCAGUCAUUUUUAAGUUUACUUUUUUUUUUUUUUUUUUUUGAUGCAGAAAAUUUGUAUACUGUGCCAAUGAAAACUCUGUUGACAGUCAUUACUGUUGGAUAUACUGUAGUCCUUCUGAGAGGUAGAAGACAAAGGCUGGGAAUUUUUUUUUAUUUUUCCAAUACUAUAACUAGCAUUUUCUAUUUCAGCAAUAAAAUACUCACUUUAGAGGUCAUUUUCAUUUCACUUGAAUGCUAAGAACAAUGCCUUUUUCCUUAAUUUUAUACACCCUAGACAAAUUUAAGGAAAGAUAACUUCCCACGAAUUUUUUUAAAAAAAACUAUAGAUGCUAAUGUUAAGGUCUUUAAGUCAUUUCCAAUCACUAGGUCCCUUCUGUAUUCUUGUGUUUUAGGCAAAACUCUUCAUAUUUCAAAACAGUUGUAAAUUGCAGUCUAUCACUGUUAUCGUGUAUAAUGCGUUAAUGGUCUGGAUUAAUUUUGUUGAUGUCAAAAUUCUUAGUAAAUUUACACAGCAUGACCAAGUAGUUUUCCUGUGGCUCUUGCUCCUGCAAAAAUGUCAAGUAGGAACCAUUACAGGAACAAUCUUAUUGCUUCUAGCUACCAUCCAACCGAGGUAGUAGUUGCUAAAGAAAAUUGAAGGCUCCUUACAAAUUGUAUUUGGAAUCUUUUGUAAAAACACUUGAACAGACCUCAGUCUUAGAACUUGUACAGAACAAUUUGGUAAAACUGACAUAAUUGUGAUUUAUUAACAUGAAUUAAAAUGCCCAACCAGUGCUUCAAUGUGACAGUAUAUUUAAAAUAAAAAAAAAGGAAAUUAAAGGUCAUGUACUGUACUACUUUCACAAAGAUCACACAGUUUUGCAAGACUUGUCAUAUGUACAAUGCUGUAUACGAAAGGAGAAAAGCUGUAAGCAGUUACAUGCGCAGGAGAGACGCAGUAUUUACAGUCUUUCAGGAGACAAUAGAAAUCGUCUGUACAGUAAAUUACAUUUUGCUUGCAAAUAACCAGUAAAACAAAAUGAGCCAUGUCCACACCAAACUAUAAAAAUCUGUAUUGCGUUUUUAUACCUAAGAUGCACCCACAGAACUGCUGACAGAAAAAAAAAAAAGUCCUCAUAGUGCCAUUACUUA